AUGGAUCAUUCAUCAAAGCUACAGCUGAUACUUCAAAAUCAGAAAAAUGGUUUGGUCUAUCAACAUCUAAAGAAUAUUAAAGAUGGUGAUAAUGUUGAAGAUAUCGAGAAUGGUAAAGAUGUUGUAUUAAAUGAAAACUCCUUAGCAGCAAAAAUUGCUUUUCUUGAUGAACCAACUAAGGUCUCUGGUCCAAACUAUUUUCGAAAAGAAUGGUAUUAUAAGGAUACUAUAUAUAAAUCAAUCUAUUUCAAUUCAAGUACCAAGACUGGUCGAAUUAUUGAUGAUGAAGAUAUUUCAGAAAGUACAAAGUAUUUUGUUUUUGAUAGCAACUUUAACUAUGGUAUUUAUGCUAAAGAUGCUUUUAAGUGA
Entrophospora candida is the source of this 369-nucleotide messenger RNA. Lineage: Eukaryota; Fungi; Glomeromycota; Glomeromycetes; Entrophosporales; Entrophosporaceae. The record is from the annotation of a GenBank genome assembly.